Messenger RNA from Diachasmimorpha longicaudata, 2697 nucleotides. RefSeq lists its product as uncharacterized. Lineage: Eukaryota; Metazoa; Arthropoda; Insecta; Hymenoptera; Braconidae. The record is from RefSeq and is a predicted model, not a curated record. Gene Ontology annotation, cellular component: clathrin coat of trans-Golgi network vesicle. The transcript has 4 exons. Bases 204 to 2600 code for a protein of 798 amino acids. Gene Ontology annotation, molecular function: protein binding.
AGUCUACCUCUCUGGUCUCACGAUGACGUGAGAGAAAUCAUUCAGGUACAACAAAAAAAAAUGUGGAAAUUAAAAUAUCAGCAAGAAAAAUAUAGUUGUGCAGAUGCAAAAAACUAUAUUUUCAUGAUCAAACGAGUGCAGUGAAUGUGACAAUGUGAAUUUAACUUCUAAAAUCAAACGUGAUCACAAUAGCUGUCUUCAAGAUGAACAAAUCUCGAAACACCCUCGAGAAGAAAUCCUAUAACUUACCAAAUUGGUUAUGGACAGGCUCAAAUUCACUGCCCCAGUUUUACAAAAUCAUUUGGGAGGCAGUAAAAGAAGACAAGCUAACACUGGGUGCAAGUCAGGGUGAGUUUUUAGUGGACACAAAUCGUGUUUUUCCUCUUCUUCUAACAAGUCAAUUGCCAACGGAGGUCCUCGGUUACAUAUGGAGUUUGGCAAAUCAAAAAUAUUCUGGCCAGCUUACCGAGUUAGAACUCUAUAUCGUCCUGGCAUUGAUAGCAGUUGCCCAAACAUCGUACAUAUUCACGAAUUUAGAUGUCCUGCAUAUGCUGCCUGGACCACCAACUCCUAGACUGAAUCUGAGCUUUCUUUACUCAAAUGAAACUCAAGGGCAAUCAGGAUCGCAGGGAUUAACAUCACCAAGGCCAACAUCAUAUGGUAAAUCGUCACAAUCAGAAUCACAAGGAGGUUCUAAGGAUUUUCACCAACUUCACACGUCAGCUGGUGAAUCAAACUUGCAAACAACAUUUUUACCGAAGGCCACGGGCGUCCAAUCUUACUCAGGAUCCAAGUCUUAUCAGCUGGCAAGCUCACAAAGCCAACAAACUCCCAUUCAAUCCCAUCAGAUGUCAACGGUUGGGUCGACUUUGCAAUCACUGCAAUUGCCAUCGAAAUCCUCCAGAGCUUACGAGGCGAUUUCACUAGCACAACCAUCACAAUUACCUGUUCAACUGCCACAAACUUCGAUCACAUCAUCCACUUCACAGACAUCUUUGCCAAAAGCUCAGGUCUACUCAGUUCAAAACUUGCCAACUCCGUCGCAAAUGACGUACGAGACAAUCGUUCCAUCGUCCAUAAUCAACAGCUCACAUAUUUCUGGAAAUAAGCUGUCUGUGUCGCAUAAAAGUCCAUCAGAAACUUCGUCAGAUUUCAGCGAUGAUUUCACUGAUUUUCAGAGCGCUCCAUUACCAGCUUGUCCAUUACCUAAUAUUGAUUCAAAGCAAGGCUCAGCCAUUGGUUCUCGAUUGGCUAACCAUAAUUUGAGCAGUGGGAGUUCGAUUAAGAAGAUAAACGAGAAGACUAAAAAAUCGGCACCAAAGCUCAAGACGAACUGUUCGAGCGUUGGAAGUGGGAAGGAGGUACCAUCAGCUGAUGUUUUUGGGGGAAUGUUCCCGAAAUGUAUGGUAAAGAAUCAGACGAAGACCGUUGUUCUUAAGGAUACCAUCAUCAGAAAUGGCGAACCAAGUAAGCCGACUAAAAGCUUUGUGGUGAAACGUGAAACUUCCUCAUGUCAGAAACAAUCGAAGGAACCUACAGGGCUGGACCUCAUGAAUCUUCACUCUGUGGAAGAUAAAUACAGCGCAUUGAGGAUUCUUGUUCAAACCCCACCACCUCCUACUGUGGAGAAUGUUCAGCAAGUUCUGGAGACUGAAGUAUCAGAGAAUUUGGAGAAUGAGGAGGAACAGUUCGAUGAUUUUGGAGACUUUGUUUCGGCGGAACAAACUGAUUUGACUAGUGGGUUUAGUCAGUCUGUACUCGAUGCAUCAAUGGAUCUUUUCUCGGAUUUCGAGCAGUUCCUUCCCCAUUCGUCUGGGGAGAAGGAAGAAAUUUCUUUUGCACAAGAAACUAUAGAAGCAUUGGCACAACUGGAAAUUACUGCUAGUCCAGAGAAAACAAUUAAUUUUCUGGAGGAAAAGUAUGAGACUACCAUUGAUCCAGAGAAGAUCAUCCAGAAAGAGGAUACGAUAUCAAUGAAUAGUGUAGAGCUCGCUAAUGGCCUGGGCGUAUUAACACGUUCUGGCUCGGUACCUAGCCUAGAUCUUAAAUCGUUCUUACCUUCUAAUGGUGAUGAAGAAAAGGACACAGAGAGCAUGCAUCAGUUAAUUUAUUGGGAGUGGAAACAGUACAUGGAGAGCUGUAUUCUGCUUUUGCAAGUAGCUGUGAAUAUCUUCACGGGUAUUAAUUCAGAAAUCGUCCUACUAGAGGUUCUGAAUUCUGCUCAAGGGUAUAAUUUCCUAUGCAAUCUGGCAGAAGUGGCAGCCGUAUGCAGACGAGUGAAUUUCUCCCACAAAGAGAUGGACAUUAAUAUCAUGGGUUUUGACGAUUUAUUGAUGGACAUCGAUAGAAUUUGGGCGGAAAUGGAACCUUUUUAUGUCAACAUUCCAAUUGUUACAGAGUUACCAGUAUGGCCCCUCCACCAUGGAGAACCCAACACGUGUGCUCUUUGUCUCACCGUUGUAACAAGUGGUAGAAUAAUAUACAAUGACAACACGUAUCACGCAACGUGUGCAAAUCUUUGGUUAAAUUGCGUAAACAGUAAUCUCCCAGUUCUCAAAUAUCCAUCUCCACUUCACACAGUAUCUGCUGGAAGCAAUUAGAUCUGAUCUUUAUUUAUUUUUAUUCAAUGUUAUGUUCUUCAAAACCGUCAGAACAUUUUUUUAUGAAUACGCAAUAUACUAUGAAUUUUACUGGAAA